UCAACCAUCAUGAAGAAAUUGGAGUAUCCGAUGGCGCUAACAACCCUGGAGGCCCAGCAAUGGACAGACAUUAUGUCUCCGGUACUUCAAGUGUGCCUUCCAAAGGCAGGUGUUUCCCUCGGGAUGUCGUAUUUGCUCCGCUGUCCUAUCAGGGUCUUGGACUUCCACAUCCGUUUGGUUGUCAAGUGUUUAAGCAUCUUGAGAUGUUGCUCCGACAUAUGGCCAACAGGACCAAAACUGGCGACUAUAUGGAGGCCAACAUCCAAGCCCAUCAACUUGAAACGGGGACGUCCUUUGGACUCCUGCAACAAGUCUACACCAACACGGCGAUCCUCGCCUCAGACACGUGGUUGAAACGAGUCUGGCAGGAGCUCGAAGGUUUGGACAUCUAUAUCGCCUGUGACUCUCCAGCCCUCUCCCUUCGAUGUACGGACGACUCUCUUCUGAUGGAUCUCUUCAUCAACUUGGAGGUUAAACAGGAGGAACUUUUAUGGCUUAAUUGGUGUCGAAUGUUCCUCCAGGUAUGCACAGUGUCUGACAUUGUGACUGCUGAUGGCAGGUUUAUUCGUCGCUCUGCGUGGAAUGGGUUCAGGGAUGAGUGCUGCCGCUCGCCAUACCAAUGGCCAAGGACAGUUCGCCCAACAAAGCAACACUGGGACCUGUGGCAGACCACCUUGUCCAGAGCCCUACUUGCCUCCAACGGGCCACAUUACCCCCUACAACAGCCCUUGGGGCCAUGGACUGACCGUCUGGAGGACUGGAAUUGGUUACUGUCCCCCACCACAGGCCUUUUCCACUGCCAUGGGGCAACCUGGAAACACUUUUGCUCUGAGGGCUCCCACACCACGUCACGUCGCUACGCACCAGGGCCGUCCCUUCCUUCCUGCCCAUGGUGGACUGCACCGCUUCCUGCUGACGUUCUUCGUGCUACGGUUCACUCCAUCACAGGAUCUGACAGGGUUCUUCUUACCGGUACUGGCCGGGCCUUUGAACCGUCUUCUUCCUCCAGCCCAUCCAUCCUUCACGCGUGGCAGUCAGCUGCCGAGCUCUGCACGGACUAUUACGGGUGGGUCCCCGAUGAGAUCGAGGUUCACGGUGACGAAGCCACCUUAGCUGACGCUCUGUUGCACGGUCGCCUGCGUGUGAUCAGCGAUGGAUCCUUCAAGAACGAGUUGGGGACCGCGGCGGUUCAAAUCCUGGUGAAGCAUGGAGGAUGCCAUCGUAUCAUCAUCCGGUGUCAGACUCCCGGUUUGCCCCAGGACCAGAGUCCAUACCGCAGCGAGCUCAUUGGUCUGUUGGCCGGUAUAAUGGCGGUCGAUUGGCUCCUUGAGCAAUGGUUCCCAAACAUUUUGAUCGGGCCCAAGGUGCGGAUUGCUUGCGAUGGCCUCUCUACUAUUGAGAUGACUUUCGAAGAUCGUCCACUGUCUCCAACUGAUGCCCAGUUUGACCUGGUAUCGUCCAUUCGGGAAGCGAUCCUUCGGUCCUCGGUGGACUGGGCGCCCCAGCACGUUUAUGGACACCUCAACAAGUCCAAUCUCUUUGACGAACUUUCUUGGUGGGAGAAACGUAACCUUGAGGUGGAUGGUAUGGCAGUGGAGUACCGUAAGGAACUUGAGACAGCUAAUCAUCUUAUAGCCCCCAACCCUCGUUUUUUCACUGAACUUGCGGCAAUGUACGUGGCAGACACCAAACAGUCCUGCCUUGAUCCUCAGUUCAUCCAAGAGUGUGUGACUCUUCCGGCCCUACGCUCCCGCUGGAGGGACAAAGGUACUAUCUCCGCUGAAGCCGAGUCUGAGAUCGCCUGGGACACAUUGGGUCGCGCCAUGCGAUCUCUUCCUGCAGGACUACAAAGGUGGUCUACUAAACAUUGUGUGGGCAUGUGCGGCACAGGCAAAUUUAAAGUUCUAUGGGGUCUGGAGACAUCAGCAGCUUGCCCACGCUGCGGCGACUUCGAGGAUCAUCUGCAUGUUCCCCGCUGCCGCGCUGCUUCGGCAACAGCUGAAUGGGAUCGUCGCACCGCAGCCUUCUCCGCGUGGCUAGACCUGCAACUGACGGGCCCUUCCAUCAAACUCGCGAUCCUACAGCUUCUUCAAGGCGUUCGCACACCUCCUUCAUUUCCUCCAAGGACCAUCUCUCCUUUGGUUCGGCCGGCCUUCUUGGCUCAGCAGGUGAUUGGGUCUCAAGGCCUUUUGGAGGGACGCAUCGCUUCGUCUUGGCUUCCACUCCAACAACAAUAUUAUGACAAGAUAAGAUGUCGCCGAUCCGUCUCUCUUUGGGCGUCCCGCCUCUCACAACAGCUGAUCUCGAUUGGCUUCUACAUGUGGGAGCAACGGAACUCCGUUCAACAUUUGGAUGAUAACAUUCAAUUACAUGAAUGUCACAGCACUGUCAAUGAGGGGAUUCACUCCCAGUUAGAUAUGGGUCUUGAUGACUUGCCUAAGGAAAUUCAACCGAUGCUAACAUGUCGUCGACGAGUCCUUCGCAAGUCAUUGGUAGACAAGGAAGAGUGGCUUAAGUUGCUUUGUCAGGAACACAGAGAUUUCCGUCGCUCCAUGAAAGCACAACGCCGCAGUCUGGACCCUGACCAACUUUUUGCGGGACCUUACAUGCCCCGAAUUCACCCCGCCACGUCGCGGGAGAAGUCUUUACCCCUUUGGGAGACUUGA
Messenger RNA from Cylindrotheca closterium, 2666 nucleotides. Lineage: Eukaryota; Bacillariophyta; Bacillariophyceae; Bacillariales; Bacillariaceae. The record is from the annotation of a GenBank genome assembly.